UUGUCCGUUGCGCACGCGCCAGUACUGCCGUUCGUGGUUACAAGCGCGGACGUCCAAAAUGAUCAGUUCUGUAAUCGUUCUAACACUUUGCGUUGUAUACGAUUACAUUCAUUCAUUAAUACAUUCAUUCAUUUUAUUGUGUUCCUUUCAGCGCAAGCAGGGAUCCUUCUUCCACAUGCUCCAGCCUGUCCGGAGCACUAUGGAGUUCAGGCAUAUGCCCACCCUGAGUUAUGCGAUCAAUUCUUUUUGUGCACAAACGGCACACUAACCGUCGAAACCUGCGAGAACGGCCUUCUGUUUGACGGCAAGGGCGCAGUACACAACCAUUGCAACUACCACUGGGCCGUCGACUGCGGUGAAAGGAAAGCUGACUCCGUCGUUGGCUUCAAGUGUCCAACUAAAGUUCCGGCCAACACCCAGUCAGCCAAGUUCUGGCCGUUCCCUCGUUUCCCGGUGCCCGGAGACUGCCACAGACUGAUCACAUGCGUGGAAGGAAACCCUCGGCUGAUCACCUGCGGAGAAGGAAAAGUCUUCGACGACCAGAACCUCACUUGUGAAGAUCCCGAAUUAGUGCCACACUGUGCUCAUGCUUAA
This is a messenger RNA of Danaus chrysippus (African queen), 594 nucleotides long. NCBI's taxonomy places the organism in Eukaryota, Metazoa, Arthropoda, Insecta, Lepidoptera, Nymphalidae. The record is from the annotation of a GenBank genome assembly.